AUGUAUUUUCUCAAAAAUUAUGUUUUAACUAAACAACCAAGUUAUUGGUUUAAUCAUAUUCAAAUUCCUUAUACUAUGAUGGGUUUAAGAAAACUAUUUCAUACCUCAAAUGUUUUAAACAGUUUACCUAUUAGAGACGGGUUACCCAUGAGAUUGUUACUACUUGGUAGUCCGGGUUCUGGUAAAGGAACACAAUCUUCUCGUAUACAAAGAAAAUUUAAUAUUUCGGUUAUAUCGAGUGGUGAUCUCCUUCGUCAAAAUAUAGCCCGUGGAACAAAGAUUGGUAAAAUCGCUGUAAAAGAAAUAGAACGUGGAGCCUAUAUAUCGGAUGAUAUCAUGAUUGAGCUCAUUACAAAGGAGCUUCAGAAUAAACAACAGAAUUGGUUGUUGGAUGGUUUCCCUCGAACAAUUAAUCAAGCAGUGGUUCUGGACGAUAGAUUAGCUAUGACAAAUCGAUCAUUAAAUUUAGUAAUCAAUCUACAUGUACCAGAAGAUGUAAUAUUACAACGAAUAAUGGAUCGAUGGGUACAUGUUCCAUCUGGACGUGUUUAUAAUUUAAGUUAUAAUCCUCCAAAAAUAAGCGGUAUUGAUGAUAUUACUGGUGAAAAACUGACAAAGCGUUCUGAUGAUAAUCCAGAAACAUUUAAGAUUCGUCUCCAAAAACAUCGAUCUUUAACUGAACCUUUGUUGGAAUAUUAUACGAAAAGUAAUAUAUUAAUUACUUGUUAUGGUCGUACGAGUGAUGAAAUUUACCCACAAAUUGAAAGGGAACUUUUAAAAAGAUUUGGAGUUGGAAAUUUUUAUUAA
This is a messenger RNA of Scutellospora calospora, 807 nucleotides long. The record is from the annotation of a GenBank genome assembly. Lineage: Eukaryota; Fungi; Glomeromycota; Glomeromycetes; Diversisporales; Gigasporaceae.